This is a messenger RNA of Rana temporaria (common frog), 624 nucleotides long. RefSeq lists its product as uncharacterized. The record is from RefSeq and is a predicted model, not a curated record. Bases 1 to 624 code for a protein of 207 amino acids. Lineage: Eukaryota; Metazoa; Chordata; Amphibia; Anura; Ranidae. The transcript has 3 exons.
AUGGACCUAACGCUGGAAGAACUGCAGGAUCUGAUCACCAAAGAUGAACUGAAAGUAAAAACGGAGGAUGUCGUCUUUGAAGCCCUCAUGAAAUGGAUGGAGCGCGACCCCAAUCAUCGUAGGCAGUACCUCACCACCUACUGCCUAAGGCCUCCCGUCGUCAUGUCCAGCUCUGUUUCCCUCAAGGAGAUUUUGAACUCGGCCAUAGGUUCUCCUGAACUCGGGGCCGUCCACUUCAAUGCCCUCCACUUUCUGCUCCAUGGUCUCCUGGAUCACCUACAGCUUGGGCAUGUACAAAGACAACUGUCCCCGGAAGAGAGGGGGUUCAUCCAGCCGGGGUCAAUUCAAGUGGAGGACACCAGCAGACCAUCCACUUUCUUCCACCAGCUACAGGAGAAAGUAUCUAAGAUGGAGGCCAGACUUCUCCAGCUAGACUCUCUGCCCAGCUCUACCAGCCUUCUGCAAGAUAAACAUUCAGGAGAUGGAGAAGAGACUGCAAGGCCUGGAGGGGCAGACGCACAACAUUCCACUGCUGAUGGAAAAGACGAUAAGACCUUCCAAGAGCAGACAUUACCAAUCAAUUAUGUGUUUAUUACAAAAUGUAGUUAUUGUUUUAUUAAAUAG